Molecule: messenger RNA, 1287 nt
Organism: Eptesicus fuscus (big brown bat)
Lineage: Eukaryota; Metazoa; Chordata; Mammalia; Chiroptera; Vespertilionidae
Gene: SLC38A8
Product: solute carrier family 38 member 8
Exons: 10
Coding region: 1-1287 (428 amino acids)
Biological process (GO): amino acid transmembrane transport
Molecular function (GO): amino acid transmembrane transporter activity
Source: RefSeq, a predicted model, not a curated record
AUGGAGGGACAGACUCCUGGAGGCAGAGGCCUUUUGGAAAAGCCGGUGACCGCCAGCCACGGUCUGUCCUCACUGAGCGCUGUCUUCAUCCUCCUGAAAUCUGCGCUGGGGGCCGGCCUGCUCAACUUCCCCUGGGCCUUCCACAAGGCCGGUGGGGUGGUCCCCGCCUUCCUGGUAGAGCUGGUCUCCUUGGUCUUCCUGAUCAGUGGGCUGGUCAUCCUGGGCUAUGCCGCCUCCGUCAGUGGCCAGGCCACCUACCAGGGCGUGGUUGGACGGCUGUGUGGACCUGCCAUCGGGAAGCUGUGUGAGGCCUGCUUCAUCGUCAACCUGCUCAUGAUCUCCGUGGCCUUCCUCAGGGUGAUCGGGGACCAGCUGGAGAAGCUGUGUGACUUCCUCCUGCCCAGUGCGCCACCCACCCUGCCGCCGUGGUAUGCUGACCAGCGCUUCACCUUGACCCUGCUCUCCAUGCUGGUCAUCCUGCCCCUGUCCGCCCCGAGGGAGAUCGGGUUCCAGAAAGUCACGAGCUUCCUAGGCACCCUGGCCGCCUGCUACCUGGCCCUGGUCAUCGUGGCACAGUACUACCUGGGGCCCCAGGGCCUUGCUCGUGAGCCCCGUCCUGCGCCGAGUCCUUCCUCCUGGACCUCUGUGUUUAGUGUCUUCCCCACCAUCUGCUUUGGAUUUCAGUGUCACGAAGCUGCUGUCUCCAUCUACUGCAGCAUGCGCAACCAGAGCCUGUCCCACUGGGCCCUGGUCUCCGUGCUGUCCUUGCUGGCCUGCUGCCUUGUCUACUCGCUGACAGGCGUUUAUGGCUUCCUGACCUUCGGGACUGAAGUCUCCGCCGACAUCCUGAUGUCCUACCCGGGUGACGACGGGGUCAUCAUCGUGGCCCGAGUCCUCUUCGCCGUCUCCAUUGUGACCGUCUACCCCAUUGUGCUCUUCCUGGGGAGGUCGGUGAUGCAGGAUUUCUGGAGGAGGAGCUGUUGCCAGGCGUGUGGGCCCAGGGCCCUGGCCAACCCCUCGGGGCUGCUGACCGUCCUGUGGGUCACCGUGACGCUCGCCAUGGCCCUGUUCCUGCCGGACCUCAGCGAGAUCAUCGGCAUCAUCGGCGGCAUCAGUUCCUUCUUCAUCUUCAUCUUCCCAGGUCUGUGCCUCAUCUGUGCCAUCGGCACCGAGCCCAUAGGACCACGAGUCAAGUGCUGCUUGGAGGUCUGGGGAGUAGUGUCCGUGCUCAUCGGCACCUUCAUCUUUGGGCAGAGCACGGUGGCAGCCGUCUUGGAGCUCCUAUGA